GUCUAUCGCUACAUGUUUGACAGCACUACCGUGAUACUUUUGUUCCAUGUUUGGUAAAAUUGAAAUUGAGCAAGUAGUCACUGUGAUCUUGAAGACGACAAAUACAUUAUUCCAAUUGAUUCAGAUCGAGAAAUAAAACAAAACAAAGUAACAUCGCUUUCAUUCACAACUUCAACGAAAGAUCGGACACGAGUAGCAAGAUUCGAGGUCUUUAUUUACCUACACAUUUCAAUCACCCACCACGUCCAGGUUACCUGGGCUCUUUUUGACCACCAAUCUCACAUAUCAGCCAAUUUCCAUCCAACACCCACUUCCAUGAUAAAAGCACAGAGAAUAUCAUCCGACUUGAUCACAAUCACACAUCAAUAAAAACUCGACGCCACCACCGACCAAACAACCAGCACAAUGAGUUCCCGACCCACCCACGACAGUGAAGGCGGCCUCCUCCCCGCGAUUUUGUGUCUUCACGGAGGAGGUUCCAAUUCCACGGUCUUCAAGAUCCAAACCCGUCGAUUGAUCUGGACCCUUGAAAAACAGUUUCGAUUCGUGUUUGUCCAGGCCCCCAUAGAAGGUACUCCCGGUCACGGCAUGUUGCCGGUCUUCGCCUCUUGCGCCCCGUUCUACCGUUGGGUCAAUCGACGUUUCAAGGCCGGAGAGAGUGAGGUGGAACCGACACCGCAGGAAGAAAUCGACGCCAUCGACAAACUCAUCCUCGACACCAUGGACGCCAACGGGGGUGUCGAUUCUUUCAAAGGCGUCAUAGGUUUCAGUCAGGGUGCCAGAUUGACCGCGGGGUUACUGCUGAGACAAAAGAUUCAAGAAAGAGAUUCUGGGGAGAGCAAGACAAAGUUCGCCUUCGGCAUCAUGAUAGGCGGACCUUAUCCCCCCAUAGGUCUUUCACAACAGGUCAACGCGGCAGAUUACCCUCUACUCAAGGGGAUACCGACGGUCCACGCUUGGGGCAAGGAUGACCACGUCAAACCGGGCUGUGAAGCUCUGGCCAAAAUGUGUGAGAGUGACGUUUGUUUCACCAUGGAUUUCGAAGGUGGUCACCAUUUGCCACUCAAGGACGUCGAGGCCAAGGACCUUUGUGAUUUGAUCAUGGCGGCUUGGUACGCCGGUGGAGGAAAGUACGGGGUCGGUGCGGAUGAGAAUUAUUAA
Messenger RNA from Exophiala oligosperma, 1161 nucleotides. RefSeq lists its product as uncharacterized. The coding region runs from base 406 to 1161 and encodes 251 amino acids. The transcript has a single exon. Gene Ontology annotation, cellular component: cytoplasm; nucleus. Gene Ontology annotation, biological process: secondary metabolite biosynthetic process. The record is from RefSeq and is a predicted model, not a curated record. Lineage: Eukaryota; Fungi; Ascomycota; Eurotiomycetes; Chaetothyriales; Herpotrichiellaceae.